Molecule: messenger RNA, 1432 nt
Organism: Patiria miniata (bat star)
Lineage: Eukaryota; Metazoa; Echinodermata; Asteroidea; Valvatida; Asterinidae
Exons: 3
Coding region: 422-1003 (193 amino acids)
Source: RefSeq, a predicted model, not a curated record
GGCCUAGUAUCCGUACUGUGUAGCGUAUUCUUCCGUGCAUAGUCUGUUCACUACAUUAUUUCACCUACAUCCUAUGCAGACUGAUAUACGUACUUCGAUCGUGUGUACAUAAUAAGAGUGUCACCCCUUGUGUUUAUCUCAUUUAUUGAUCACUUGGUACACACUGCUCUCAUCUUUCAUUGUACGCUCAUAAUAGCGGGAAAUGAGAACGGCAGUCACAUGGACAUGGUGUCGCAACGCUGCAGUGUCAAUAUUGUAAAACCGAAAUAGCAACAGGUCGGCUAUAAACUGGGCUGUUUCGAUCUGCUCUGAACCUAAUUGGUGAUAGUUAUGAGUGUGUAUGCAUCUGAAGAUAUGAUUUGCGUUUAUGAUUGACUCAUCUUGAGAUGUCCAACCGAUCAAACGCACAUGCACAUUAAACAUGGAGCAAAGUCGGGCACCCCUCAACGUGAACAACAACAUGGCUGAGCAUCCCGUAAGGAAGAUGGACGCCAUACCGCCCGUCAAGUAUUCCUCUACCUUGCCGCAUCCCAGGAAGGGUGUGUGGGGCGCAGGGAGCAGGCUCAUCCCCAGUCUGACCACAGGCAAGGAACUGAGACAGGAACAUGAGUUCAUGGUGCAGAACUGCAGCAGCACUGAAGAGAAGGUCACCUGCCAAUUGAAGAUGCUGCGAAGAGAAUUGAAGGCCAUGCGAAUGCAGGACCAGUUGCUACUGCGACAGCUUCUACGUAUCUAUGCAAUGAUAAACGAUAUCUAUGGCAACGUCCACGGCCUGUCGCCUAGCAACCAGCACAAGGCGCCGAUCAUGCCCGACGAGGUUACCGACCUUCUCACUCAAUCCGGGCACUUGGACAUCCGGGACAUUGUGAGUCGGUUAUCGCCACUACGGAGGCGGAGGGGUAGCGACCCUGAGACCGUGUACGGUGACGUCACCGCUAUCCUGGAUUCCGAGGAGUCUGAUGUCGACGAUGUAUUCAGCAUGUCCUGUCCCAUCUUCAUCUGACACUGCCUCAUAUUGCAACGGAUCUGUUUUUCAACCCCGUUCCAUCGAAGAAGCUCGACGGAGCGCAAAAUGCACAAGGAUUUACAGCAGAUUGAAGUGCGUAAUGAAACCACGGUUGUUACCUGCUCCACUUGGUUGACAGACUCCAGUAUAUACUCGUGGGACUUCAAAGUGCAUUUCUGUGCAUCGCUUCAUCACCAGAAGAAGCCAUAAUUACGAGGAUCAAGAAUAUUUGGUUAAUUCAACAUGAAUAGUUUUUGAACCGGUAUUUUUUAAUGGUCUUAAACUAUUAGAGAUGUACUGUCCGCGCUCUUAAAAGGUAAUUACAACAUUUGCAAACAUCAAAAAAUAAAACUACCAAAUCAUUUUGAAAUACCUUGCUGAACUGUUAGUGAAUGACAGUGUAAAGCAUCCUGUAAAAUCAUGGCA